Molecule: messenger RNA, 2164 nt
Organism: Hippocampus zosterae (dwarf seahorse)
Lineage: Eukaryota; Metazoa; Chordata; Actinopteri; Syngnathiformes; Syngnathidae
Gene: rars2
Product: arginyl-tRNA synthetase 2, mitochondrial
Exons: 20
Coding region: 175-1911 (578 amino acids)
Biological process (GO): mitochondrial translation; arginyl-tRNA aminoacylation
Cellular component (GO): cytoplasm; mitochondrion
Molecular function (GO): ATP binding; arginine-tRNA ligase activity
Source: RefSeq, a predicted model, not a curated record
AGACACCAUACCGGAAAAGGUUUACCUAAACAGGAAGUAUAGUCGAUCCUCCCGUUUGUUACUCACGCGCAGGCACUAAUGGACUUUUAAGUUAAAAUGUUUUAGUAUAUAUGUGUGUGUAUCAAUAUAUAUUCAUCUGAUUUUUUAAUUCGGCAUAGUUUGCACUCCAGGAAUAUGGCUUCUUUUUUCGGACGAACAAUAGCAGCGAAGCUGGGCAAGACGCUGCAGCAGCCUGAGGACGUUUUCAUUCCUGCUCUUUCAGCUGUCCCAAUAUUUAAGAAACAGCAGACUGCUGACUUGAGGCUGUCAAUAAGCAUUUUAAGAAGUAAUGGGGUCCUACCAGCUACUGGAGACAUCCAGGCGCAAACAGAACACUUAGCCAAUCAGCUAAAGCGGGACAACGUGGUGGAGGAUAUAGCAGCAGGAAGCGCUGUAAUCAAUUUCAAAAUAAAUCGCAAACUUCUUGCCCAGAAAAUAUUGGAACCGUUUGCAACGAGGCACCGCGACAAAUUCGGGCUUCACAGUGAACUGUUUGAUUCUCUUAAGAAAGGAACGACAUUGGUAGAGUACAGCUCUCCAAACAUUGCCAAAAAGUUCCACGCGGGACACUUGCGAUCGACAAUUGUUGGAAACUUCAUUGCCAACUUGAAGGAGUCCCUUGGGAACAAAGUUAUUCGAAUGAACUACCUUGGGGAUUGGGGAAUGCAGUUUGGUUUGCUGGGAGCUGGUUUCAGUCAGUUUGGCAGCCAGGAGCAAUUGAAAGAAAACCCUUUACAGCAUUUAUUUGAGGUAUACGUAAAGGUCAACAAGGCAGCUGAGCACAACGAGGACACCAUGCUGGCGGCCCGGGACUUCUUUCGACGGCUGGAGCAAAAGGAGAGUGGCGCCACAUCGCUAUGGCAACAGUUCCGGGACAUCACCGUGAGCGAGUAUCGGCGCAUUUACGAGCGCUUAGGGGUCCACUUUGAUGUCUACUCGGGGGAGUCCUUUCACCAGGAGCGAGUCCAGGAGGUGGUGCGGCGGCUGCGGAAGCGAGGCCUCUUAAAGACCGCCGAGCAGGGGACUGGCGUUGUGGAUCUCUCGGCCGGAGACCAGAGCAACGUGUGCACUGUCCUUCGCAGCGAUGGCACAAGUCUCUACAUCACCAGGGACAUUGCAGCGGCCAUCGACCGGAAAGAAAAGUACCAUUUUGAUGAGAUGAUUUAUGUGACAGAUAAAAGUCAAACACAUCACUUCCAGCAGUUGUUCCAGAUCCUGCAAGCGAUGGGGCAUUCCUGGGCUGACAGGUGUCAUCAUGUGCCCUUCGGCCUAGUCAAGGGCAUGAAGACCCGGACCGGAGAGGUGGUCUUCUUAGAGGACGUUCUGGACGAGGCUCGCGCGAGGAUGUUGCGCAACAUGAGCCAGUCAAAAAUGACCAAGGAAAUGGACGAUCCAGAGGACACGGCGCAGAAAGUGGGAAUCAGUGCAUUAAUAGUCCAGGAUUUUAAAGGCCCGCUGCAAGCGGACUACAAGUUUGACUGGGACAAGAUGCUGCAGGCGCAGGGCGACACGGGCGUUUUCCUCCAGUACACCCAUGCGCGCCUCUGCAGUUUAAUACAGAGGAAUGACAACGUCGACGCUUCUACAUUCGAUCCGUCCUUACUAAGUGAGCAGUCGGGCGUCUCCAUUCUUCAGCACCUCCUGCGCUACGACGAGGUGUUGUACCAGUCGGCGCAGGAUCUGCAACCCAAACACCUGCUCAACUUCCUGUUGAAGCUGUGCCACCUGGCUGCCUCGGCGCAUCGAGAGCUGCCGGUUAAAGGGAGCCCUCAGCACGUUGCUCAGGCAAGGAAGAGACUUUUCUGCGGGACAUGCUCGGUCUUGGCCAACGGGAUGAGAAUUCUGGGCAUCGUGCCUGUUGACAAAAUGUAAAUAAUGAUUUCAAUUAUGAAUUAUUUUUUUCAAAGUUUUUUUCCCCUUUUUUAAAUUGAGUAACUAAAAACACAGCAGCAAUCUUUCACUCUUUAGACCGGUUUGACCCGUUUGGCACGGAAAUGAAUAGUGUAACAAAGAACAAAACACAUUUCCUCUCAACGAUCAAAUUGCCAACUGGCACCUUUGGUUUGGUUGCAAAUGUGUACAUUGGUAUUGUUACCAAAUAAAUAUAAAAACACCUCCAACUUGG